Molecule: messenger RNA, 816 nt
Organism: Adineta ricciae
Lineage: Eukaryota; Metazoa; Rotifera; Eurotatoria; Adinetida; Adinetidae
Source: the annotation of a GenBank genome assembly
AUGACUGAACUGCAGAUGGAGGAAGCCAAAGAUGUUCUGUCCUCAAAUGGUUCGUUGUUUAUUCAUCUUGCUGAAGGUGCACCGAAUGAUGCAACAGCAGCAAGAGAAUUCGCAAUGAUAAAAGCGCGUGGUUUAUUGGUCCCAGGCGUAUCUCUCAUUCAUGGUGUUGCUCUUAAAGAGAAUGAUUUUCAUACCAUGGCAAAUGCUACUGUUGGCUUAGUUUGGUCUCCACGUAGUAAUUUAGAACUCUAUGGAGAUACAACGAACUUGCAAGCAGCAUUAGACAACCAUGUUAUUACAGCGAUUGCACCAGAUUGGAGUCCCACUGGUAGUGAUGGUUUACUUAGCGAAUUAAACUAUGCCGCUACUUGGAAUGGUGGAUUAGAUCAGUCACUAUUCGAUGAUCGUUUGCUGUUGAAAAUGGCUACUGUUAAUCCGGCUAAACUAACUCAUUUAGAUACACGUUUGGGUCUAUUGAAAGAAGGUUACCUUGCAGAUAUAGUUGUGUUAAAAAAUCAGAAUAACAUUCAAUCGAGCAAGGAUCCUUAUUGGGCUGCAACGCAUGCAAAACCUGAAGAUGUUUCACUUGUUAUAAUUAGCGGCGAACCCGUGUAUGGUGAUCCUGACAUAAUGAAACAAUUAAUCAAUGUACAAGAUCUGGAAUUACUAAAUAUAUGUGGUACAAACAAAAGUAUCUCGUUUGCAAGUCAAUUUGGUUCCGAUUUUAGUUUUUAUCAGACGCAAAAGCUGUUGAACACUGCGCUCCGUCAUUGGAGCCGCACGUUGGCCCCACUUUCAGAAUGUGGUAACCAAUGA